Molecule: messenger RNA, 1105 nt
Organism: Xyrauchen texanus (razorback sucker)
Lineage: Eukaryota; Metazoa; Chordata; Actinopteri; Cypriniformes; Catostomidae
Gene: dusp3b
Product: dual specificity phosphatase 3b
Exons: 3
Coding region: 273-827 (184 amino acids)
Biological process (GO): negative regulation of MAPK cascade; protein dephosphorylation
Cellular component (GO): cytoplasm
Molecular function (GO): MAP kinase phosphatase activity; protein tyrosine/serine/threonine phosphatase activity
Source: RefSeq, a predicted model, not a curated record
UUCUGGCUGUAGUUAACUCUCUCUAGGCCUAACAAACAAAAACUAUUACAGAUUAAAGUUAACAGAAUUUGUAAAGGGUUGAGCUGGACACAGACCACUUCACUGAAAAUGCUGGACCAAAAAUUUAAUAUUCUAAAAGACGACACAAUGAAGAUGGAACUGAAUUGAAGAAAAGCUUCCAACAAAGAAUCCAAAUCAUCACUGAACACAUGGGCCACAACAUCUGAGAAACAUCAUUUUCUUCUUGAAAGGCAAUUUAUCAUCAGUUCAACAUGACAGACUAUGAAGUGUCUAUUCAACAGCUCAAUGAUCUGUUGAUGGAUGAAAACGGAGAGUUCUGUAUGCCCUCUAAAAAUUGCAAUGAAGUCUACCCCGGAAUAGUCCUAGGAAAUGAGUCUGUAGCCACAAAUAUAACACGUUUGCAACAACUGGGAGUGACACACAUUCUGAAUGCUGCAGAGGGCCAAUCCGACAUGCAUGUGAACACAGAUGCAGAGUUCUAUGCAGAAACAGGGAUCAUCUAUCAUGGAAUACCAGCCCUUGACACUGACCAUUUUGACCUCAGCGCAUAUUUUGAAGAGGCGUCUAAUUUCAUUUCAAGUGCCUUGUUAGUGAAAGGUAAGGUGUAUGUACACUGUCAGAAAGGUUACAGCCGUUCAGCUGCACUAGUCAUUGCAUACCUGAUGCUGCAUCACAGGAUGGAUGUACGUGCAGCUCUGGCAACAGUGAGAGAAAAACGUGAAAUUGGACCCAAUGAUGGAUUUCUGCAUCAGCUAUGCCAGCUAAACGACAGACUGGAAGGUGAAGGAAAACUGUCUCCACAUUAAGCAUGUCUCCCUCUUUUAUCAAUUCAUCUGUGUUUGCAGUUAGUGGGAUUAAAUAGUGACAUGUUUUACAGGUUUUUUUUUCUGCUUUUUGGAUUAAUUGUAGUACUGAGCUGUGUAUGUUACUGGCAUUCAAUCUCUAACUGGAGUCAUAUUACAGAAACAUCCCAUCUAUAAUUCUAUUUAGAUACCAUGGUGAUUUCAGAAUACUAAUUUGAAUUUGUCAGAUUAAGACUCAAGAUAGGGAAGUUUCUGUAAUACAGCCCCCAUUUCACUGCAAC